Messenger RNA from Ustilaginoidea virens, 726 nucleotides. RefSeq lists its product as uncharacterized. Gene Ontology annotation, molecular function: palmitoyl-(protein) hydrolase activity; carboxylic ester hydrolase activity. Gene Ontology annotation, cellular component: cytoplasm. The transcript has a single exon. Gene Ontology annotation, biological process: protein depalmitoylation. The record is from RefSeq and is a predicted model, not a curated record. NCBI's taxonomy places the organism in Eukaryota, Fungi, Ascomycota, Sordariomycetes, Hypocreales, Clavicipitaceae. Bases 1 to 726 code for a protein of 241 amino acids.
AUGCCCCCGAAAAUACCCACCCAAGCCGACCUCGCCAUCUCCCUCCCCCUGGCCGCGCACUUCCCCAACCCGCCCGAGUCCACCACCGCCUUCCUCAUCCUCUUCCACGGCCUGGGCGACUCGGAAACCCCCUUCGCCGCCUUCGCCCGCAACCUCGCCCUCCCCGGCGUUCUGGCCAUCGCCGUCCGCGGCACAAGCCCUCUCGCGUCUCUUGUCGGCGGCGACGACGACCCCCGCCGCUACUACCACUGGGGCGACGACCUGGCGCUCGACCCGCAGACGGGGGAGCUGGACCCCGACCCCGGGUUCGAGACGGCCUCGCGUCUCGUCAUGGAGAAGCUGAUACGGGGCGUCAUCGUCGACAAGUGCGGGUGGGAGACGAGCGACGUCAUGCUGUUCGGCUUCGGGCAGGGGGGCUCCUUGGCGUUGGGCAUGGCGGCCAGGCUGGCGGCCGACGGGGCCAAUGCCAGGUUCAAGGGGGUGGUUUCCGUGGGGGGCGCGCUGCCCAUGAGCAUGGUGUCGAGCCGCAGCGGGAGGGGCAAGGGCGCUACGCACGCCUUGCUGUGCCAGGUUGGCGAGGAGGGCGAGGAGAGCGCAAGGAGGGAAUUCCAGGACGUGGCGGUUGUCAGGUGGGCGAGGAGAGAGGUUGGCAUGCCGACGAGCAGGGAGGAGGCGUUUCCCAUCAUCAAGUUCUUUGCGGAUAGGCUCAAGGAUGGCUGGGUGUAG